This is a messenger RNA of Agrilus planipennis (emerald ash borer), 1086 nucleotides long. Its product is annotated as myrosinase 1-like. Gene Ontology annotation, molecular function: beta-glucosidase activity. Gene Ontology annotation, biological process: carbohydrate metabolic process. Bases 136 to 1086 code for a protein of 316 amino acids. Lineage: Eukaryota; Metazoa; Arthropoda; Insecta; Coleoptera; Buprestidae. The record is from RefSeq and is a predicted model, not a curated record. The transcript has 5 exons.
GGAGUAGAUUUUUAUAGAUUUUCUUUAUCGUGGACAAGAAUCUUCCCAAGUGGAUUUCCAGACGAUAUUAAUUACGAAGGCAUCAAUCACUACAACAAGAUCCUAAAUUUACUUGUAGCUAAUAAUAUUACGGCUAUGGUUACUCUGUUUCAUUGGGAUCUUCCACAAGGCCUUAUGGCGGUAGGAGGAAUGCUCAAUCCUAGGUUUGUCACCUUCUAUACUGAAUACGCAAGAACGGCUUUUGAACAUUUUGGCGAUCGAGUUCAAUAUUGGUUAACUUUUAAUGAACCUUUUCAAACUUGUGUGUUUGCGUAUGGAGGUUUAAUGUUGGCUCCUGCACUAGGAAUCUCAGGGAUUGCGGACUAUCUCUGUGGACAUAAUCUACUGAAAGCUCAUGCAGCGGUUUAUCAUUUAUACAAUACGACAUACAGACCAAAAUUUAAAGGUAAAAUUGGUAUCUCAAUAAGUGCUGACUGGUUUGAACCAAAUACUACGGAUGAUGAGGUAGCUGCAGAAAGAAUACGGCAAUUUUGGUAUGGUAUGUACAUUCAACCAGUUUUUUCAUCUAAAGGGGAUUAUCCUGAUGUUGUAAAAGAAUAUAUUGCUUAUCAUAGUUCUUUAGAAGGUUAUAAACAAUCGAGGCUUCCACAGUUUACUCCGGAUGAAAUAAACUACAUAAAAGGAACUUAUGAUUUUAUGGGUUUAAAUCACUAUAGUACGUAUAUGGCUAGCGAAGCUCCAAACAUUAGUCUGAAAACAUCUUACUACAAUGAUUAUCAGGUCAGCCUAUCGUCUGCUAGCGGUUCGAUAGCGAAUGAUUCCAACGGUUUACUUGAGAUUGUACCGUGGGGUUUUAGAAAAUUGUUGGUAUGGUUGAAAGAUACGUAUGAUGAUCCUGACAUCUUUGUGACAGAAAGUGGGAUAAAUGAUUUGGAUGACGUGAUUGACGACAAAAGGAGAAUUUCAUAUUAUGGCCAAUAUCUUGAAGCUCUCUUGGAAGCUAUUUAUAUUGAUAAUGUCACUGUUUUUGCCUACACGACCUGGAGUUUAAUGGAUAAUUAUGAAUGGAAUUUAGGAUAUACGUAA